AUGGCACCGACCAUCGAGAUCUCCAUCCCAACAACAACCCUCUCGCAUACCUCUCCCCCACACACUCUCUACCAUAUCACCCUCCGCCUCCCACUCCGCUCCUUUACCGUUUCCAAGCGCUACUCCGACUUUGCAGCUUUCCACAGCAAUCUGGUCAGCCAAACCAACGCCGAGCCUCCUGUACCUCUCCCAUCUAAAUCAUGGUUCUCCAACACUGUCUCCAAUGAACGCUUCCGUGAAGAACGCCGUCGCGGCCUCGAGACAUAUCUCCGCGCCAUCAACGAGGCGUCCGAUGGACGAUGGCGCACUUCGUCUGCAUGGCGAGCUUUCCUGAACCUCCCGACCGCAGCAGCGAUCUCUACGUCGAUUGGAACGUCAAAUACAUCCUCCCGACUCCAUGCCGCCAUCACAGACCCCGGUUCAGCCGCCAACACCUCAAUUUCCGACCCAACGCUCUGGCUUGAUUACUACCGCGACAUGAAAUCCCAUCUUCACGAUGCACGGCUCCAGCUCUCCCGCCGCGACCAGGAGACAACACCCCAGAAACAGCACGAAAGCUCAGCACAAGCAAAAACUAGUCUCGUUCGCGCAGGGUCGAUGAUCACCACAUUAGAGGAAGGCUUGAAGAACCUCGGUGGCCGGGGCACCCAAGAAUCCUCCAAAUCGUCCACCUUGGGAGAGGGUGAGCUUCGCCGCCGCAAGGAUCUGCUCAUAAAUGCACGCAAGGAAAGGGACGGAUUGGAAGAUCUAUUACACGCCAUGGCCGCCAAGAGCCGGCUCGACCAGACUGUGGCCUCGGUUCAGGAUAAGGAGGCGCUCCUAAGGGCCAGCGAAGCGGAUGCAGCGAACGGCGGGCGUCGGAAUCCUGCGCGAUCCGGAAGAGUCCUCGGCAAAGAAACUGAGCGUACACGCGAGCUGGACAACGAAGGUGUGCUGCAGUUGCAGCAGCAGACGAUCAGGGAUCAGGAUCAGAGUGUGGAGGAGUUGAUGAAGAUUAUUAUACGGCAGAGGGAGCUGGGAACCGCUAUACAUGAAGAGUUGGAAAUACAGAACGAGCUGUUGAAGUUGGCGGACGAGGAUACCGACAGAUUGAAUGCCAAGCUCAACGUAAGCAAAAAGCGAAUCGACAAGAUUUCGUAA
Messenger RNA from Penicillium subrubescens, 1140 nucleotides. Its product is annotated as Qc-SNARE protein. Gene Ontology annotation, molecular function: phosphatidylinositol binding. The transcript has 2 exons. NCBI's taxonomy places the organism in Eukaryota, Fungi, Ascomycota, Eurotiomycetes, Eurotiales, Aspergillaceae. The record is from RefSeq and is a predicted model, not a curated record. Gene Ontology annotation, cellular component: intracellular membrane-bounded organelle. The coding region runs from base 1 to 1140 and encodes 379 amino acids.